Didymodactylos carnosus is the source of this 1167-nucleotide messenger RNA. The record is from the annotation of a GenBank genome assembly. NCBI's taxonomy places the organism in Eukaryota, Metazoa, Rotifera, Eurotatoria, Philodinida, Philodinidae.
AUGGAUAACGUGUUAAAGAGUCAAAUGUUGUCAGGUGUGCAUAUUAAGGAAUCAAAAUUACUACCAAAAACAUUAUUUACUAAACUAUUAAAUAUCCAAUAUCCAAUCAUUCAAGCACCUAUGUCACCACUCACCACACCAGAAUUAGUGGCUAAUGUUUCAAAUGCGGGUGGUUUGGGAUCAAUAGCUGCAGCGCGAAUGAAUCGACAACAAUUAAAAGCUGAAAUUGACAAAGUUCGAUUGUUAACAUCAAAGCCGUUUGCUAUCAAUUUAUUUAUACCACCAUCAACACCGGAUACAUGUACACAAGAUGAUGUUAGAGCCGUAAAAGAAGUAUUGAAUAGAAUACUAACACGAAUGAAUGUUACAUCAAUUGAUAUGAAUAAGUUGAAAUUAAUUAAUCCACCGGUGAAUCUAUAUGAUGAACAGAUCGAUGUGAUUUUACAAGAACGUAUAUCUGUAUUGAGUUUUACAUUUGGUUAUCCAUCAUCAGACAUUAUUUCAAAAUGUAAGAAACUUAGAAUUAAAUUAGUUGGCACAGCAACAACACCUCGUGAAUGUUUACGUUUAACAGAAAUUGGAUGUGAUGCUAUUUGUUUACAAGGUAGUGAAGCUGGCGGUCAUCGCGGAAGUUUUUUGACGAAAGAUAAAGAUACAAUUGAACAAUCAAGUAUCGGAUUAGCGUCGUUGCUAUCACAAUGCGCACAACAGAGUCCACCUGUACCAUUGAUUGCGGCCGGUGGUAUUAUGGAUGCUCAUGGUUUAAUCAGUUGUCUGGUAUUGGGUGCAUCGGCAAUACAAAUGGGCACAAAAUUUUUAACAUCUGAUGAGAGUACACUGAUACCGUCAGCUCACAAACAACUUCUACUUGAUCCAUCAAAAAUAGAAACAACUGUUUUAACUCGAAUUUAUACGGGUAAACCAGCAAGAGGUAUCUAUACUCAAUUAAUCGAUGAAUUUAAAACGAUGGAUCCGAAACAUAUUCUUCCAUGGAAUAUUCAAUCACAAUUAGCUUUGGAAAUAAGUAGAUAUGCUGCUAAACAUCAUCAACUUGAUUUUAUGCAAUUAUGGGCUGGUCAGAAUUAUUCAAAAUGUGAAAAAAAACCGGCGAAACAAAUCGUAGAAGAUAUUAUUCAAGAAGCAAAUAAGAUUUUAAAUGGUAACUAA